Puccinia graminis f. sp. tritici CRL 75-36-700-3 is the source of this 654-nucleotide messenger RNA. RefSeq lists its product as uncharacterized. The transcript has 3 exons. The record is from RefSeq and is a predicted model, not a curated record. The coding region runs from base 1 to 654 and encodes 217 amino acids. NCBI's taxonomy places the organism in Eukaryota, Fungi, Basidiomycota, Pucciniomycetes, Pucciniales, Pucciniaceae.
AUGCCGAGCCCUUCGAUCUCAUCAAAGGCCACUGGCAACUCUGAUGAAGACCACUCAGAUGAUCCCAACACAAGUGAUGAUCAGCCAGAUACCAAUAUCUUCAAUUGUCACCUAUACGGCUCAACCACGGGGUCUUCCAGCUGUUCCAACUCCGAUGACAGCAAUGAGCGCUGUUCUGAUGCCGAUGAUAAAGAUGAAAACGACUCCUGCUCAGAAGAAGAUUCCUACCUGAUCAGCUCGAGUUACAACCAUCGCAAACCAUCCAACUCCAGUGAAGAAAGUGAAGAUGGCUCAGAUGCUACCGACUCUGACAAAGAGCAUGUUGACUAUUUGGCCUCAAAUGAAAAUAACUCAUCCUCAAACAAAGAUGAUUCUUCUCAUAGCAAACAUCACCUUGCUUGUAGUGAUGAUGAUGAUCCACUUACGUCCAACUACUCCGAGUACAGUGGAUCCGAUGAUGAAGAUGAUGACUUUUUCCAACAGCGUGAUUCUGAUUCUGAUUCCAGCAACGACUCAUCCAGCGGCGCUUCGACUAGUAACUCGGAAAAGAAAAUCCUCCAGAAACUUCUGGCCUUGGGACACAGAGGUCCCCAAAUUAUCAAGAUUCUAAAACAGGAUCAUGGAGUGAUCAUGUCACUUCGGACACUAUCUUGA